AUUAUUUAUUAUAUUCUGAGGAAACCAAGGGAUUCCAACAAUCUUACAAGUUUAAAUAUAUAAAUAACUAUUGAUUAAAAAAAAAAUAAAUCGAAAAAGUGCAAUAAAGAUGGAGUCAACCAAGAAUAAGAAAUAUUCUAGAUCGUUUCCUGAUACUGACGGUGACGAUAUAGUAAUAUCCGGAAUGGCAGGAAAAUUUCCUAACUGUCGCAACAUAACAGAAUACCAAUAUAAACUAUACAACAAGAUUGACAUGGUUGACGAUGAUGAACGCCGAUGGCGUCAUUUUAAUCCGGAGAUACCAAAAAGAUCUGGAAAAAUUUGUGAUCUUGAAAAGUUUGAUGCAACCUUCUUUGGAGUUCAUUUUAAGCAAGCGCACACAAUGGACCCGCAAACCCGUAUUCUAAUUGAGACAGCUUAUGAAGCUGUUAUAGAUUCUGGAGUUAAUCCAAAAAGUCUCCGUGGAUCGAAAACUGGAGUGUACAUAGGCUCCUGUAUAUCUGAAUCUGAAAAAACUUGGUUUUAUGAAAAGGUUUCUUCUGGCGGGUUCGGAAUCACUGGCUGUAGUAGAGCUAUGAUGGCUAAUAGAAUUUCGUAUUGCUUAGGACUAGAAGGUCCUUCAUUUUUACUUGACACAGCUUGUUCUAGUUCUAUGUACGCUUUAGACAAUGCAUUCAGCGCUAUUCGAAAUGGCGAAAUUGACGCGGCAAUUAUAGGUGGAUCUAAUUUACUACUUCACCCAUUUGUGACUCUUCAAUUUGCACGCCUUGGCGUUUUGGCGCCAGAUGGGUUUUGUCGUCCCUUUGAUAAGAAUGCGAGUGGUUAUACUCGAUCGGAGACAAUUAAUUGCUUAUUCUUACAAAAAAAAAAACAUGCUAAACGAGUUUAUGCAAGCAUUGUUUAUUCUAAAACCAACUGUGAUGGAUACAAGCCUGAGGGUAUCACAUAUCCGUCAGGUAUUGUGCAAGAGAAGUUGCUUGACCAGUUUUACAAGGAUAUAGAUCAUAAACCAAGUGACUUAGGCUACUUGGAGGCUCACAGUACAGGAACAGUAGUCGGUGACCCAGAAGAAUGCAAAGCCAUUGAUAAUGUUUUAUGUAGUCAAAGGGAAGAGCCAUUGUUAGUUGGCUCUGUGAAGUCAAAUGUUGGUCAUUCCGAAGCAGCUUCUGGAAUCUGUUCCUUAGUAAAAGCUUGCUUUGCUUUUGAAACUGGCUUAAUUGCUCCAAAUAUAAACUUUACGGAGGUAAAACAAAUUAUUGCACCCUUGGCAGAGGGUAGGUUGAUUGUAGUAAAAGACGUAGUACCUCUACCAAAACCCUAUAUUGGGAUAAACUCCUUCGGGUUUGGCGGAGCUAAUGCACAUGCACUUUUAAAAGGUUACCCAAAGUCAAAAAAUAAUUUUGGAAUACCAGCAGAUGAUGUGCCGCGGCUACUUACAUGGGCAGGAAGGACAGAGGAAGCUGUUGAAGAGAUUUUUAAUGCAGUAGAGAAAAAUCCGUUGGAUGCCGAGUUUAUUGGAUUGCUUCAAAAUAUACAAGAGGAAGAUGUGUCUGGUAUGGUAUUCCGGGGGUAUGCAAUUUUUGCCAAGCAAGGUACUGGACCAUGCAAGUUAUUGGCAAAAGAUGUGCAGCAUUACACUGGCCUUCAGCGCCCAAUUGUCUGGGUUUAUAGCGGAAUGGGAUCACAAUGGAACCAAAUGGGAAAUUCGUUGAUGAUAAUACCUCGCUUCCGGGAAUCAGUCGAAAUUUGUCACCAAAUAUUAUUGGCAAAAGGCCUUAAUCUUAUACAUAUAUUAACAUCAAAUGAUCCGGAAGUAUACCAAAAUAUUUUGAAUUCGUUCGUGGGAAUUGCCGCUGUACAGAUCGGGUUAACAGACGUCUUACGUUCUCUAAACAUUCAGCCAGACUACAUUAUUGGUCACUCUGUAGGUGAAUUAGGGUGCGCAUAUGCGGAUGGUGGUCUGACUGCUCAACAAAUGAUAUUGGCAGCCUACUAUAGAGGAAGAGUUAGUGUGGACCUCGAAAAAAUAAGAGGUUCAAUGGCAGCAGUCGGUCUUGGCUAUAAAACUGUUCUCCACAUGCUGCCGAAGUCCAUUGAAACGGCUUGUCAUAAUGGCCCGGAUUCGUGCACAAUAUCUGGUCCAGUUGAUGAUGUUGCCCAAUUUGUAGCUGAUUUAAAAACAAAGGGCAUUUUUGCAAAGGAAGUGCCCUGCUCAAAUAUUGCAUAUCACUCAAAAUAUAUUUCGCAUAUGGGGCCGCCAUUACUUAAUUAUAUGAAUGAAAUAAUCCCACACCCUAAACCUAGAACUAAGAAAUGGCUGAGUACAAGUGUCCCUAAAAUCGACUGGAAUAAGGAUAAAGCAAAGUUUUGUUCUGCAGAAUAUCAUACGAAUAACCUCUUAAAUAGUGUACUUUUUGAUGAAACAUUUUCGUUAAUACCUAAAAAUUCGUUGACUAUUGAAGUGGCGCCUCACGGACUUUUAGGAGCAAUUCUUAAAAGGUCAAUGCCUAGUGGUGUACAUAUUCCUCUAACGAACAGGGGUAACCAAAAUAAUGCAUCAUUUUUCUUGUCGGCGCUUGGGAAAAUAUAUUUAAAUGGAGUUUUACUACCGGCUGCAAACUUAUAUGAAAGAAUACAGUUCCCUGUUUCUCGAACAACGCCCAGUGUAAGCUCGCUUAUUCGCUGGGAUCAUAGUGAGGACUGGUUCGUAACAAAGUACGAGAAUAUGAAAACAAAGUCCAGCGGAGAACGUGUGUUUUCAGUUAAUUUAGCGAGCGAUAACGAAGAGUUUUUGAGUGGACAUAUUAUAGAUGGAAAAAUUCUUGUACCAGCUACAUGCUAUCUUCAGUAUGUCUGGGAAACAUUUUCACUUAUGUACCAUGGGCCGAGUUAUAUGGAUGUACCCGUUGAAUUCGAGGAUAUACGUUUCAUAAGAGCAACCAGUAUGCCAGUUGAUGGUAAAGUGGACUUAACAGUUAUGAUUCACUAUGGCACUGGCCAUUUUGAGAUAACAGAAAUGGGCAGCUUGGUAGUUACCGGUAUUAUCCGUGAGACUGAAAACCCAUCUAUUCCCGAGGUUUAUAAUUUCCAAAGUAAAUCGAAAUUUCCCAUGAUUGCCAAGAAGGAUUUCUACAAGGAGCUAAAACUGCGUGGUUAUCAUUAUAAUGGCGCAUUUCAAGCCGUUAAUUUGGCCCGUUCAGAUGGUUUGUUUGGACGUGUCCAGUGGAAUUAUAAUUGGGUUACCUUUAUGGACGCAAUGCUUCAAAUUCAAAUACUAGGAACUGAUUCACGAAAUCUUUUAUUACCCACCAAAAUUCGGAAACUUAAGAUAAACGGUGUGCAUCAUUUUGAUUUAAUGACCAAAAUGGAUCCUGAAAAUCGAGUUUUUGAUGUGUAUGUGGACCCCAUGUAUGAUCGGAUCAUAGCGGGUGGAAUAGAAAUUUUCGGGCUACAUGCAAGUCUUGUGCAAAGACGAAGACCUCCUGGAAUUCCAGUUCUGGAGGAAUAUGUAUUUCUCCCAUUUUUUUCGUCAUCUAUUCUUUCCUUAAAAAAUGCGGCCCGUGUUUGCGUUCAAAUCGCUAUUGAGAAUAAUCCCACCCUAAAAUUAAAGUUGGUAGAGGUUGGAGCUGAUGGUAAAAAUCACAUGUUAACUGAAUUUAUUGAAGCAAUUCAAGACUUACCUGUUAUAACUGGUGAUUAUAUCCUCUUAACAUCUCAAAAUCUGGAAGAUUUACCUGGAGUUCAUAUCGAAAAUGGUAGUUUGUCUACUCAAACAAAUUGUCAUAUUAUUAUAAUAGGUGGCUACGAAGAAGACGAAGUACAUGAGAAAAUUACGUCCGCUUAUAAUGUACUAGUCGACAAUGGGUAUAUUGUUUUCCGACAAAAGUGUGCGAAAAAUGUGUCUUGUAAAAUAGCGGAAAAAUUUCGUACCAUUUCAAAAAUUCCGAUUAAUAAUACUGAAGAAAAUUUGGUCCUAUUGCAGAAAAUAUCUAAAAAACUUACAGUGCCCCCAGUUUUAGUAAAAGUAUCUCAACACGAUAAAACAUUUGAGUGGAUUUUAGAGUUGCAGUCUGCAAUUAUCACAAAAGCCCCAGUUGUUGUGUAUUCUUUUAACGAGAAGUUGAACGGACAGAUUGGUCUUGUAAACUGUUUGCGAAAAGAACCUGAUGGUAAUUUGAUAAGGUGCUUCUUUAUUGAUGAUGACAGUGCACCAGAUUUUGACUUAUCUCACCCGUUUUAUUCGACCCAGUAUUCGUUGGGUUUGGCAUUUAACAUCUAUCGCAAUGGUUCUUGGGGAAGCUAUAGGCAUUUGCAAUUGCUCAAAAAUGAUCAGCCAUCGAAGAGACUAGAUCACAUUUACGGAAACGUCAUUCAACGAGGAGAUUUGUCGAGCUUGCAAUGGCUAAAAGGGCCUUUUAAUUCACAAAACUGCCACAUUAAAAUAGCUUUCUCUUCCUUAAAUUUUCGAGAUGUAAUGCUUGCAACUGGUCGGCUAGCAGUUGAAUUAUAUGGUUCAAGCCGAAUAGAUCAAAACUGUGUUUUGGGGUUUGAGUACUCUGGCAUUAACAUGUUAACUGGACGUCGAAUAAUGAGCAUGGUCGUAAAAGGUGGUGUAGCUUCCUAUGUAGAAAAGCCAUCAAAACUUAUUUGGGAUAUUCCCGACGACUGGUCGUUAGAAGAGGCCGCUACAGUGCCAGUGGUGUAUAUAACGGUAUAUUAUGCGUUCUUUAUGGCAACUGAUAUCCGCAAAGGUAAAAGCAUUCUUAUACAUGCUGGUACUGGAGGCAUUGGUUUAGCCGCGAUCAGAGUGGCAUUAGCUUAUAAUUUGGAGGUUUUUACAACGUGUAGUACUGCCAAUAAAAAGGAAUUUCUAUUAAAAACAUUUCCGAAACUUAAAGAGUCCCACAUUGGAAAUUCACGAAAUACAUCAUUUGAGCUUAUGGUGCACCGUGAGACGAACGGAAAAGGGGUGGACUUUGUUUUGAACUCAUUAUCCGAAGAAAAGCUGCUGGCAUCAUUGCGCUGUCUUGGAAAGUCAGGACAUUUCUUGGAAAUUGGAAAAUAUGAUAUGGCCAACGAUAACAAGAUUGGAUUGGGUUGCUUUUUAAAAGAAAUUACUUUCCACGCGGUCCUGGCUGAUAGUCUUCUUGUGGCACCUGAUGAAGAUAUUUGGCAUUUGAAAUCCCUAAUUGACAUGGACAUUUCUAAUGGAAUUAUUCAACCAUUACCCGUUAAAGUGUUCCUGGCUCAUGAAAUUGAACAGGCUUUUAGACAUUUGAUAGGUGGAAAACACAUAGGAAAAGUUGUUAUUCAAGUUCGUGAACAGCCCCACGAUCCAUCAACUUUACCUGUCCGCGUUCUUAAUCAAGUUUAUUUUAAGCAUAAUCAUACUUAUGUCAUUCCUGGUGGCCUAGGAGGUUUUGGAAUGGAAUUGGCUGAUUGGAUGGCGAUACGUGGAGCUCGAAAACUUUUGCUUAGCUCUAGCCGCGGAAUUACAAAAGAUUAUCAGUUAUAUAGAAUUGCGCUUUGGAAAACCUAUGGCUGCGAAGUCGCUAUCAGCACCGCAGAUAUAACAUCAAAAAAGGGAUGCGCCCAACUACUGUCUGAAGCUAAUGGUAUGGGCCCAGUGGGAGGAAUUUUCAAUCUUGCAGUUGUGUUAAAGGAUUGCAUUUUUUCAAACCAAAAUGUAAACCAAUUUUUAGAAUGCUUUGCACCAAAAGCUAUCGCAACGACAUACCUAGACGACCUAUCUCGAAUUUAUUGUCCCGAGUUGGAACACUUCGUAGUUUUUUCCAGUGUGUCUUGUGGUCGGGGAAAUGCAGGCCAAUCAAAUUAUGGGAUGGCUAAUUCAGUUAUGGAACGUAUAAUUGAGCACCGUAAUAGAGAGGGCUUUCCAGGUAAAGCUAUUCAAUGGGGUGCAAUCGGUGAAGUGGGCUUGGUAGCAGAUAUGGCAGAGGACAAAAUUGACAUGGAAAUAGGCGGUACCCUUCAACAACGAAUUUCAUCAUGCAUUCAGGAACUGGACCAUUUACUUUGCGCUGAUGCAUCAAUCGUUUCAAGCAUGGUCGUCGCCGAAAAACGCACUAUGCGGUCUGGUCAGGGAAAUGUUAUUGACGCCGUCAUGAAUAUAAUGGGUAUACGAGACUUAAAAUCAGUUUCGUUAAGUACAACCCUUUCAGAAAUGGGUAUGGACUCUUUAAUGGCUGUUGAGAUUAAGCAAACUUUAGAACGUGAUUUCGAGUUAAUUUUGACUCCGCAAGAUUUACGACAUCUUACUUUUCAAAAGCUCCAAGAGUUCAUUGACGCUAAGGAAAAAGAGAAUACAGAUGGUAUACAAAUAAUAUUUGCUUCCGACAAUAAGCUCUUGGGAAUGGAGCUAUUGAUUCGCAACUUAGGCGAUGAAGCGAACUGUGAUCAAAUAAUUAUCCCCCUCCAGACAUCUGCAGCUCCCUCAAAACAGAACCUUCAACCAAACAUUAUUAUUCCUGGAUUAGAGGGUACAGCAGGUCGUGCAUGGUACCAAUUAGGAUCAAAGCUGCAAAGCCCAGCUAUUGUUUUACAGCUUCAUCAGUUUGCACACUUGGAAAAUCUUAAAGAUGUGGCACAGCAAAGCUUUGAUCAAAUUAAACUCAUUUUAAAGCAAACGGAACCCUUUUAUAUAAUUGCAUACUCCUAUGGAACCUUUGUAGCUUUACUGCUUGCUGAGAUGCUCGAAAAUUCUGGGUUCCGUGGACAUUUAAUGCUAUUAGAUGGGGCACCACAUUUUUUAAAACGACUUACCAAUCUGCAUUUGGGCGAACAAUUUUCUGAUAACGACCUUUAUGAUCUUCUUUUUUCUAGUAUUGUUAAUCAUAUAUUUCCAGAAGCAUCUAAGGAAUCUAUGUCCACAGUCUUUCACCAAGUUGACUGUCUCUCAGAUAAAAUGUCUCUUUUUAUGAACUAUGUUGAAAAACAAAAUAUGUACAGCAAAAAAUACUCUUCGACAAUGGUAAAAGCCAUGUUCAAUAGAGUAAAAAUGGCAGCAUCAUUUGAUUUAGAUGGUAUAAUAAAAAUUAAAUCACCAAUUACUUUAGUCAGGCCGGCUGAGGCUUCAUUGCAAGAUAUUGAUGAGGACUACUGCAUUUCGUUACUUACAUCUGGGGUGGUAACACUGAAAGUAAUAGAAGGAAAUCAUACAACUAUGUUAGAUAAUCCAUCGUUAAGUCAGAUAAUUGAUGAUUUUGAUCCAGUACUUCUGGAAGAUAAACAUUUUGAAGAAUAUAUAAGAAAUGACAAGCCGGUUUCAGUAGUAUAAUAAGUAAUUAUAUAACUUUCAGCUGUUCCACUUGAUUUCAAUUAUUUAUUUAUGUAACUUACUUAUACUUAUAAUGUAACAAAUAAAUUUCAUCUGUAAAC
This is a messenger RNA of Drosophila melanogaster (fruit fly), 7395 nucleotides long. It is a transcript of the gene FASN3, whose product is annotated as fatty acid synthase 3. Gene Ontology annotation, biological process: fatty acid biosynthetic process; monocarboxylic acid metabolic process. The record is from RefSeq and is marked reviewed. The coding region runs from base 110 to 7294 and encodes 2394 amino acids. Gene Ontology annotation, molecular function: transferase activity; (3R)-hydroxyacyl-[acyl-carrier-protein] dehydratase activity; fatty acid synthase activity. The transcript has 10 exons. NCBI's taxonomy places the organism in Eukaryota, Metazoa, Arthropoda, Insecta, Diptera, Drosophilidae.